Molecule: messenger RNA, 1416 nt
Organism: Drechmeria coniospora
Lineage: Eukaryota; Fungi; Ascomycota; Sordariomycetes; Hypocreales; Ophiocordycipitaceae
Exons: 1
Coding region: 1-1416 (471 amino acids)
Source: RefSeq, a predicted model, not a curated record
AUGUGCGAUGAACUGCGUAACGUCCAUUAUUGUAACAACGCCGCCUACUUUGAGCGCUACGACAAUAACAACCAUAGGACCCACUGCCGGUACAUCAACGAUGCAGCCAAUCCCUGGAUGUACAACCAACUGCAUAACUUCUAUUUUUGUUACAAUGCCUCCUCCCUUAAGCGCAACAACAUCUACAACAGUGGGCCCAACUGCAGGUACUUCGACUGUCUUGCCGCCUCCUGGCUGUACGACCAACUGCAUAACGACCAUUAUCAUCACAACGCCUCCUACAUUUGGGGCAACAAUAAUAUCCACGCUAGGCCCAACCGCCGGUACAUCGACGAUUUUGCCAUCUCCCGGAUGUGCAACCAACUGCUUUACGACCAUUAUUGUUACGACAACUCCUACUUUGAAAGCAACAACAAGGAUAACACUUGGCCCAACUGCCGGUACGUCGACGAUCCUCCCGCCUGUUGGAUGUACAACCAACUGUGUAACGUCCAUUAUCAUCACGACACCUCCUACCUUGGGCGCAACAACGAUAUCCACACUAGGGCCAACCGCCGGUUCAUCGACGAUCCUGCCAACACCCGGAUGUACAACCAACUGCUUAACGACCAUUAUUGUCACGACACCUCCUAUUUUGGGCGCAACAAUAUUAACGACACUUGGUCCUACUGCUGGUACGUCGACAAUCUUGCCGCCUGUUGGUUGUACGACAAACUGCAUGACGUCAAUUAUUGUUACAACACCUCCUACGUUAAGAGCAACAACAAGGAUAACACUCGGCCCAACUGCCGGUACGUCGACUAUCCUACCGCCUCCUGGAUGUACAGCCAACUGCGUAACAUCCAUUAUCAUCACGACACCUCCUACCUUGGGCGCAACAACGAUAUCCACACUAGGGCCAACCGCCGGUUCAUCGACAAUCCUGCCAACACCCGGAUGUACAACCAACUGCCUAACGACCAUUAUUGUCACGACACCUCCUAUCUUGGGCGCAACAACAUUAACGACACUUGGUCCUACUGCUGGUACGUCGACAAUCUUGCCGCCUGUUGGUUGUACGACAAACUGCAUGACGUCAAUUAUUGUUACAACACCUCCUACGUUAAGAGCAACAACAAGGAUAACACUCGGCCCAACUGCCGGUACGUCGACUAUCCUACCGCCUCCUGGAUGUACAGCCAACUGCGUAACGUCCAUUAUCAUUACGACACCUCCUGCCUUGAGCGCAACAACAUCAACUACACUAGGUCCAACUGCUGGCACAUCUACGAUCUUGCCGCCCGCUGGUUGUACGACCAACUGUAUAACGUCCAUUAUUGUCACAACGCCUCCCGCUUUCAGUGGAACAACAUCGACGACACUAGGUCCGACUGCCGGUACAUCGACAAUCUUGCCACCUCCAGGAUGUACAGUUAA